Molecule: messenger RNA, 1769 nt
Organism: Morone saxatilis (striped sea-bass)
Lineage: Eukaryota; Metazoa; Chordata; Actinopteri; Moronidae
Product: lysozyme g-like
Exons: 6
Coding region: 353-1213 (286 amino acids)
Biological process (GO): peptidoglycan catabolic process
Molecular function (GO): lysozyme activity
Source: RefSeq, a predicted model, not a curated record
GUACAUAGAUUAGUGUUAGGCUCGUUUUGAUGAAAAUUAAGUUGUAGCUCAUCGUGUACUUUACUACGGUAGGAAAGAGGCGUCGCUUGUGUUUUAAAAAAGUUUCUAUAUGUGUUAUUGAUGCAAAUCUGUGAAUAUGUCCCCAACUUACUUCACUGCAGUCUGGUGGUGGUCCUGUUCGAGGUCAGGAAGGAAAUUCAGUUUCCUUUUCAGAUCGUAUUUGCUUCUAGUGAGCGCUAAUCAUCGCACUUCUCGUCUCCGGGUACAAGACAUCCCAAAUAAAGACUUCUCAGUCCAGCCACGGUGAAUUAAACUCACAGCAGCAGUGUUUUUUCUCCCCUCUGAUGCAGAGAUGCCUCCCAAGACCGUUAAACGCGCUCUAAACAACGUGCUGGAGGACUUGAGCGACAUACAGUUACAGAAGUUCCAGUCUGUGAUCAUGGACCGCAGGGAAGAGCCACGGGUCAGACGCAGAGAUCUGGAAGGCAAAAAUUAUAUAGAAACCUCAGAUGUGCUGGUCACAACCUUCACCGAGUCCGGAGUCGUUGAUGUGGUUCUGGAUGCGUUGGAGGAGAUUAACUGUAACGCGCAAAGAGAGAGCUUCGCCAAAGAUACAAGUGAAGCAUCACAGACAUUUGUUUCAAGUUAUGGAAACAUCAUGAAAGUGGAAACUACUGGUGCCUCAAAGGAAACAGCUAAGCAGGACAAUCUAAAUUACUCAGGUGUGAGGGCGUCAUCUGCCAUGGCAGAGACUGAUCUGGAGAAAAUGAAGGACUACAAAUCCAUCAUCAAAAAUGUGGCUCGUCAGAAAGGAGUCGAUCCAGCUCUGAUUGCGGCCAUCAUCUCCAGAUCAUGCAGGGCUGGAAAGACCCUGAAGACAGGAGGCCGGGGGCGCUAUGAUGAAAAUUGCUAUGGGCUGAUGCAGAUUUAUGUCAAUCCAAAUGGAGAUGGAGACACCACAAAAGUUGAAUUUGACAGUAAGGACCACCUCCUAGAAGGCACCAACAUCCUGAUUUCUUUCAUAUUGCGCAUAAAGAAUGCAUUUCCUGACUGGAGCAAGGAACAGCAGCUGAAAGGAGGGAUAGCAGCCUACAAUGCAGGUGAUGGGAACAUCCACUGCUAUGAAGAGGUGGACGCCAAAACCUCAUGUGGAGACUACUCCAAUGAUGUUAUUGCCAGAGCUCAGUGGUACAAAAAGAAUGGAGGCUUUUAAAACCUGAAGCUGCAUAAUCUCCUAAAAAUUAUAGAUCAAACAAUGUCUGUACAAGCCUACACUGUAUUUCUACCGUAAUCUAAUGUCUGUAAUGAGUGCUUCUUUUAAUCCUUUCAGAUACACGGUCCAUUCCAAUAGACUUACUUCUAGGAUGUCUAGACGUAUGAUUACUGUCCCCUGACUCCCCACAAAUGCACAAACUUAUGUCUAUAAGUCAGUCACAUCAUCUGAAGUGGACUGCAGCAGAGCCACAAUUCUUUUCAGCAAACAUUGCCGACGAGGCAAGGAGGAAGCAUAAGCCAUCAUUUCUGUUUAAACUGUGUUAAGAUGUUAUAUAACUUAUACAUGAUCUGAAUGUCACCUAAAGAGAAGAAUGGAAAUCAAUAGAGAAAUACUGUUUUGUGUGACUGUUCUGAUUUGAUUUCCUAAUGAUACAAUCAGAUUAUAAUGCAUCCUAUUGAUUAUGUACACAGAAUAUUCAACUCAGAAGAACACACCACUCUGGACUGAGCCUUUGUUUUUAUCAAUCAUUUCGUUGAAGUAAUAAAAAAUGUAU